AUGACGAUCUACUCGCAACCGCCAACCACUGCCAUCAUCAUCGGAGCCGGAUUCUCCGGCCUGACGAUGGCAUGCCAAUUGAAACGGGUCUUCAAUCUCGAGGAUUUCUACAUCUACGACCGCGCAGAAGGAAUCGGAGGGACGUGGUGGAGCAAUACCUAUCCAGGUUGUGCGGUCGACAUUCCAGCCAUCUGCUAUAGUCUCUCCUUCGCGCCCAAUCCGAAUUUCACCAAGCUUUUCCCUUCGCAGCCGGAGAUUCUGGACUAUGUCCAUGACGUGGCGUCACAGUAUGGAGUGCAUUCGCAUUUCGUGGGGGCCACAGAGUGGAGGGGCGCGAGGUGGCAGGAAUCCACGAAGACAUGGACCGUGACGUUUGAGAAUCUUCGAACGGGGCAUAUCUUCACUCAGCGGUGCAAGAUCCUCAUCUCUGGCGUUGGGGGUCUCGUGAACCCGAACCGCUUCGAUGUCCCUGGGGCUCAAAACUUCAAGGGCGACAUCGUUCAUACGGCCCGCUGGAAUCCCAAUCUCGACCUGACAGGCAAACAUGUGCUUGUCGUGGGAAAUGGAUGUUCUGCCGCCCAACUUGUCCCGGCCAUCGCGGACCAGACGAAAACUGUCACGCAGUUCAUGCGGACACCGCAUCAUAUCAUGCCCAGCCAGAAUUACGAGAUAUCGCCGACGUGGCGAAUCAUCUUCCGUUGCGUGCCUGGCCUGCUCUUUCUCAUCCGCCUUUUGAUGUUCCUGUAUAUGGAGACUGGAUUUCUUCAGUUCGGGAAAGGCAAAGCGGAGUCGGCGUCUCGAAGGAGCUCAGCACAGUUGAGCGCUGGUCAUGUUCGGAAUACAGCACCCGAGAAAUACUGGGGCUUAUUAACGCCCGAUUUCGAAUUCGGCUGCAAGAGACGAGUCUUCGACCACGGAUAUCUCAACUGUCUCAAUAGAGAUAAUAUCCGCCUCACCGAUGACCGCAUUAUCCACGUUAAAGAACACUCCGUCCUGACCAAAUCAGGGGAUGAAAUCUUCGCCCACGCCAUCAUCCUCGCCAACGGAUUCGCCCUGACGCAAUGGGAUGUGGACAUCCGCGGUCGAAACGGCAUCACCCGGAAACAGCACUGGGAGAAAUACGGCAGCAAAUCAGCGUUCCAGUCCAUCGCGAUGAGCGACUUUCCGAAUUUCUUCACCCUGAUCGGUCCGAACUCCGGGCGUGCGCAUACGUCGACUUUGUUGUCUAUUGAAAGUUAUACUAAUUUAAUUCUCUCGGCGAUUGAGCCUGUGCUUAAUGGCUCUGCUCGCUCUGUGGAGGUCAAGGCGUCCAGUGAGAGGAGGUUUAAUAGCGAUGUUCAUCUGGCGUUGGAGCAGAUGGUUCAGAAUGCGUCCUGCGCGAGUUACUUCAUCGACAAGGAUACUGGGAAAAACUGGUUUGUUUAUCCGUGGAAUUCGUUGCAGCUGUGGUGGUCUACGUGGCGGAGAUGCGAUGAUGAUUGGGUAUAUCAGAAGAUUUAG
This is a messenger RNA of Aspergillus steynii IBT 23096, 1500 nucleotides long. RefSeq names its product flavin-containing monooxygenase. Bases 1 to 1500 code for a protein of 499 amino acids. The transcript is spliced from 9 exons. NCBI's taxonomy places the organism in Eukaryota, Fungi, Ascomycota, Eurotiomycetes, Eurotiales, Aspergillaceae. The record is from RefSeq and is a predicted model, not a curated record.